AUGCUGAACCAAGCAACACAGAAGCUCUCCAGGAUGCAUGCUAGACGGAAUCCGAACCUAUCCAUUCAAUCCACGGCGGCAUAUAGCCAGCUUACUCCACCGGUCCUCUCCGCGACUUCCGGUGCGUUUUUGUCUCCCAAUCUGGAUCGGAGAGGCUUGCUUUCACGAUCACCACCCGCUUCGCCCAGUCUUCCGUCUUUGAUCCCCCGCCAUGGGAAGAAGCAACCACAAACCAGCCACAACCGUCUGAUCAAGCGUGUUCUCAUCGGAGGUCUAGCAGUAAUAUUUCUACUCUGGCUGGUAGUCCGCCAACUGCAUGCAUCAGCACAGUCGUCAUCGAGCUACGAUGGAGAUGGAGAAGAGUGGGAAAUGGCAGGAGGAGCGCAAUUACCUCAGGAGCCAUCCGUCGUUGCUAUGGCUGACAGCACAGGGAAGAUGAGGUGGACUGUAUCGAUCCCCUCGAACUUUGACUUCCCGUUGCGACCGGCUCAGUAUCGCGAUAUAUGCCACCAGGCCGAAGAGGUGUCUAGAGAUAUGCGUCAGGAAGCGCGGACGUCUUCUGGCUUUGCGAAGCGUAUGCUCAACUACUAUCAGAAGGAUCAGUACUAUAUCGAUGUUCAAGAGGCGGAAGAGCAGGCACUGUUGCCGCCGUCGAAGGCGAGUGGAAGGCCAAAGGGAUUUGUGGCGGAUGAUAUGAUUGCGGAUGGGUUCUCAACUACCGGACUCAAGGUCUGUGGCAGGACUUUGACGUAUGUGUUGGAGACAGAGGAUGCAGGAUUUGGUAACUCCCUUAUGCGAUUGUGGAUGUCAUAUGGUCUAGCGAAAGCUGAGAACCGCACCUUCUUCAUCGAUGAUAGCCGAUGGCCAUACGGAAAGUAUCUGUCGUACUUCAUCAACCCCCCUACAGCAGGAUGCCUUCCUCCGCCCAAGUCGCACAUGGUCCCUUGCCCACACAACGCCCGACACAUCGUAGUCUCCGGAGCCACGGUCCAGUCAACAUUCGGUCAUGCCUUCACUGAAGAGUGGGAGGACGCCACCAAAAUGCGCGUCCAGCGCCAGCACAAGAUAUUCGACCUGCUGCGCACCGGCUACGAAGCGCUCUUCAAGCUCCGCACCGACGAUGCGAAGUACGUCUUGAACCGUGCCCUAGAACUGUACGGCGACAUCAAAUCAGAAGGCGGCAUCAGCAUCGGCAUGCAUGUCCGCCACGGCGACAAGCACCCCCUGGAAUACCAGUACCAGAAAGACUACAUCCCGCUGGAUCGCUACACCGACACCGCGCGCGAGAUUUACAUCGACUUGAUCGAGAACGCUGGCAAGAAGUCCAAGAAGCGCAGCGCAGACGCAGGCAACACACUUCUUGCACGCCACACUACCUCUAAGAUGGUCCUCGCCUCAGACGACCCCCUCGUCUACGAGUCCUCGGAAGUAGGCCCCAACUCAAUCCGCGCACAGGACCGCAUCGUUCUCGCUACUAAAGCCGCGCUCGAAGCUGCUCAGGGCAAGAAGAAUCCCUGGAUCGACGAGAUCACAGGGUGGGAAGGCGGGUUCUACCGCGAUGUGUUCUUCAGCCUCGGCCAGCCUGUUGGAAACGCGAAUGAUAUGCACAAACUCGACAACAACAAUGUUCCUGAGCAGGCGAUGAAACUCAGGGAAUUGGUGGGCCGGGCGUAUCUGCUUGAUCUGGCGGUGCUGAGUAAGGCUGAUACGAUGGUGUGCACGGUUAGCAGUAUUGGGUGUAGGUUGCUGGCUGUGAUGAUGGGGUGGGACAAGGCGAUUGUACAAGGGAAUUGGAGGAACAUCGAUGGGCCUGGGUCCUUCGACUGGAAAGGAAUCAUGUGGUAG
Macroventuria anomochaeta is the source of this 1845-nucleotide messenger RNA. RefSeq lists its product as uncharacterized. Gene Ontology annotation, molecular function: alpha-(1->6)-fucosyltransferase activity. The record is from RefSeq and is a predicted model, not a curated record. NCBI's taxonomy places the organism in Eukaryota, Fungi, Ascomycota, Dothideomycetes, Pleosporales, Didymellaceae. The transcript is spliced from 2 exons. The coding region runs from base 1 to 1845 and encodes 614 amino acids. Gene Ontology annotation, biological process: protein N-linked glycosylation.